AUGGGCACCGCUGUCCUCAGCCGACGGUGGAAGGAUCUCUGGACUAGGGUUUCCAGUCUCGAUCUCGACCUUAGCAGCGAGGUUCCCCGAUCGAAGGCAUUUGACUUCUGCGGCUUCGUCGGGAGGGUUCUGAAGAAGCACAGGAAUCUCAAUGCUCUCAGGCGUUUCCGCUUACAUUUUCUGCAAAGGCACCUUGACUCGACUGUGUGGCCGAAUUUCUGGUUGAAGAUGGAAUUGGGGCCCGGCUCUCCGCUUGAGGUAAUCGACGUUAAAUUUGAGCCGAAUGUUGCAAUGGUAACUCACUGUGCAAUGCGAUGGCUUCCUGAGAGUUUCUACACUUUGAAGCAUCUUCAAGUUUUGAAGGUUGAGCACGUUGUACUAGGGACUGCUGCACAAGGGUCUGUUCUCCUUCCUAGUUUGAAGGUCUUGCAGCUUUUGGGAGUAGUGGUUUUGGGAAGUGACUCGUUAAGCAGGCUCAUUUCUGGAUGCCCUGUUCUGGAGACUGCUCAUCUGGAAAAUAUCAACAGUGGGGAAGAUAUGGUCACUGCUUCUUUGAUAUGCUUGAAGAAGCUAACGAUUAUCUCUUGUACGAAGUUUCCCAUUGUUGUUGAAGCACAGAGUCUUGAGCAUCUCCAUCUCCAAUAUUUUUGUGGGGAGUUGCAAUUUCUUGGCUGUAGUAAAUUUCCGUGCCUUGAUUCAGCAAGUGUUGAUAUGGUUGGGAGCGGCAUUUCUGAUCAUGCUCUGAUUGAGUUCCUGACCCAAAUCUCCAAUGCAAAGGAAAUGAGCUUAUCUUGGCACUCUAUAGUAAGAAAGUUUUUACAUUUUCCUUUUCUCGCUCAUUUACCAAUCUUUUCUUUCAUCGUUGAUUUUCUUACUGACGAUAGUUGUUGUGUUUCAGAUGCCUCUGUCAAUUCUCAAUGA
This is a messenger RNA of Linum tenue, 921 nucleotides long. The record is from the annotation of a GenBank genome assembly. Lineage: Eukaryota; Viridiplantae; Streptophyta; Magnoliopsida; Malpighiales; Linaceae.